AUGGAACCAUCGACUGGCUGGACACACAAGGAAGCAGAAACUCGAAUUGGUCCCCAACCAGAUCAGAGCGGGGGGUGGAGCCCUGGAGACCGGAGUGCAGUAGCUGCACCUAUCCCCCCAGCCCUAUCCUUCCUCCUCCUCUUGCCACUGGCCAGUGCCCUACAGCCCACCCCACUGCCUUUUCCAGAACUGAGGUUGGUGGGGGGUCCGAGCCGCUGCCGGGGGCGUCUGGAGGUCCUGCAUGGUGGCUCCUGGGGCAGCGUUUGUGACGAUGACUGGGACGUGGUGGACGCCAAUGUGGUAUGUCGUCAGUUGGGCUGCGGCCUGGCGCUCCCUGUGCCGAGGCCCCUUGCCUUUGGGCAGGGCCGAGGCCCCAUCCUGCUGGACAACGUGGACUGCCGCGGUCAGGAAGCUGCUCUGAGUGAGUGCGGCAGCCGAGGCUGGGGAGUCCACAACUGCUUUCACUACGAGGAUGUGGCUGUCCUGUGUGAUGAGUUCCUGCUCACACAACCCCCAACAAAGAAAGUGUUAACCAGUAGGGCACCCCCUACCACUACCCAGAAUGGGAAAGGUGAGGGCAGUGUGCGCCUGGUGGGGGGCGCAGGCCCCUGUCAGGGCCGAGUGGAGAUCCUGCACGGAGGCCUGUGGGGCACUGUGUGCGACGAUGACUGGGGGCUGCCAGACGCCACCGUGGUCUGCCGCCAGCUGGGCUGCGGGGAGGCCCUGGCCGCCACCACUAACGCCUUCUUCGGCUACGGCACGGGACACAUCCUGCUGGACAACGUGAACUGUGAAGGCGGCGAGCCCCGCCUGGCAGCCUGCCUGAGCCUGGGCUGGGGCGUGCACAACUGCGGCCACCACGAGGACGCUGGAGCGGUCUGCGCAGUUCUAGGGCCCCCGACUCUCACAGCACUGCCACCCUCGGCCACAAGAGAGGACUGGGCCUGGCACACAGAGCCAGAGGCUACAAGAGUCGGUGCCCUGCCUUCCAGGGAGACAGCAUUGUUCACCACAGCCCCCUGGGUCGCGGGGAAGAAAAGCGGGCGGCUGCGGCUGGUGGGCGGCCCGGGACCGUGCCGCGGCCGCGUGGAGGUUAUGUACGCCGGGGGCUGGGGCACCGUGUGCGACGAUGAUUGGGAUUUCGCGGAUGCGCGCGUGGCCUGCCGUGAGGCAGGAUGCGGGCCUGCCCUGGGCGCCACCGGCCUCGGUCACUUCGGCUUCGGCCGCGGCCCCGUUCUGCUGGACAACGUGGGCUGUGCCGGCACGGAGGUCCGCCUGAGCGACUGCUUCCACCUGGGUUGGGGUCAGCACAACUGCGGCCACCACGAGGAUGCGGGAGCGCUCUGCUCAGGCCCAGAGGAGCUAGGACUGCAAGUCCAGCAGGAUGGUUCUGAGACCACCCGAGUUCCCACGCCUCGGCCCAGGGACGGGCACCUACGUCUGGCCAAUGGAGCCCAUCGAUGCGAGGGGCGUGUGGAGCUCUUCCUAGGACAGCGGUGGGGCACUGUUUGUGAUGAUGCUUGGGACCUGAGGGCAGCCGGUGUCCUGUGCCACCAGCUGGGCUGUGGUCAAGCUCUGGCAGCCCCUGGAGAAGCCCACUUUGGCCCAGGCCGAGGCCCUAUCCUCCUGGACAAUGUCAAGUGCCGUGGGGACGAAAGCACCCUUCUGCUCUGCUCUCAUAUCCGCUGGGAUGCCCACAACUGUGACCACAGCGAGGAUGCCAGUGUUCUGUGCCGGCUGUCGUGA
Molecule: messenger RNA, 1746 nt
Organism: Eptesicus fuscus (big brown bat)
Lineage: Eukaryota; Metazoa; Chordata; Mammalia; Chiroptera; Vespertilionidae
Gene: SSC4D
Product: scavenger receptor cysteine rich family member with 4 domains
Exons: 10
Coding region: 1-1746 (581 amino acids)
Cellular component (GO): membrane
Source: RefSeq, a predicted model, not a curated record